UAACGGCGUUGAAUGUAAAUAACGGCAACCUGCCCAAACCCAACCCAACCCAACCCGAUCUAUCUCCUGUUUUCUCUCUCUCUCUCUCUCUCUUCACACAGAUGGCAUGAUCACCACCAGCUCCUUAAUCUUCUUCUUCUCUUCGUCAAUUUAGUCUUCUACUUCUUCCUGUUUGCUAUUCGAUUUCAAUUUCAGUCUUCUGUUUUCUGAAUUGCUUAAUUUUAUUUAUUUAUUUAUUUUUUUAAGAAGAAAGGAAGUACUUCUUUCUUUCGGCAAAUUAUUCUUCUCUCUCUCUCUCACUCCGGGGGGUGGGGAGCGGGGAAUCUCGGCGUUAGGUUGGUACGUUUUCAGGCAGGGGAGGUUUCUUGUGAGUAAGAAUUGUAAAAAAAAAGUAAUAAUAAAUAUUGAUUGAGCUAAUUCAUGUGGUUAACGUGCAAUGUAGGAAAAAAAAGUAGAGAGAGAAAGACAGAAGAGAAGAAGGAGGUUCUUGCACGGCACAGAAACCCAGAUCCCUUCUCCAAAUCUCCUUUCUCCCCUUGCCUUAUGCCGUAAUCUAUUCUCUCUUCCUUCCUUCCUCACCAUCUUGUUUGUUUGUUCAACUAUAUAUGCAAUUCACCUCCAGAUCGGCUCUUCUGACCUGACCCCUGACUUUUCUCCUCCAUUCCAUUCUACCUAAUUCCCCAAAACUUCUAGUCAAACCAGCCUAGCCUAGGGUUGGUUAAGCAAGCAGCAUGCCAUCUGAACUCAUGGACUCACCGCCUUCUGAACUUCCUCCUAAUGAGAGACAGGUUGGCUUCUGGAAGACAGAUGCUGACAACAACAACUAUGGUGUAAAAGAUGGUCAAGUAUAUGUAGUUGGUGGCACCUCACUUGCGUCAUUGCCCCUGGAGAAACACAAGAUGUCAUCUGAUUCUCAUAAAUUGAACCACUUUGAUGCCCCUAAUCUUUACUUGAACCAAGACCAUCUUAGCUCAGAGAAUAACUCUGUGGGAUCCAUUGGCCAUCCUCUGCAGAGACCUCUUGAUAAUAAUAAUAAUAAUAAGGGAAAUAGACCAAUUUUUGGUACGGAUCAUAAAUCUUAUCUUACAGCAGGGAACAAGUAUAAUGUCAUGGGUGAUCACUAUGAGAAUGGCCUCUUUUCAAGUUCAUUAUCUGAUCUUUUCAGUAGAAAAUUGAGAUUAUCAGCAAACAACAACAGUAUGUAUGGUCAUUCUGUUGGUGCCUCCCAGUAUGCAGAAGAGGAACCCUUUGAAUCCCUUGAAGAGAUUGAGGCCCAAACUAUUGGGAAUCUUCUUCCUGAUGAUGAUGAUUUGCUGUCCGGAGUGACAGAUGGGCUUGACUGUAAUAAGGUACAACCAGGCAGUGGUGAUGAUGUGGAAGAAUUGGACUUUUUUAGCAGUGUGGGGGGGAUGGAAUUGGGAGAAGAUGGCGCAGGACAAAGAAAUUAUGAAAUUUCUGCGGAACAACACCCCCAUGGACAACACCCAUCAAGAACACUUUUUGUGAGAAAUAUAAAUAGCAAUGUGGAAGAUUCCGAAUUAAGAAUCCUGUUUGAGCAAUACGGGGAAAUCCACACUCUUUACACAGCCUGCAAGCAUCGUGGGUUUGUGAUGAUAUCAUACUAUGAUAUAAGAGCAGCCAGACGUGCCAUGCAAGCUCUUCAGAACAAACCAUUGAGGCGUAGAAAGCUUGAUAUUCAUUAUUCAAUUCCAAAGGAUAACCAUUCAGACAAAGAUAUUAAUCAAGGCACUGUUGUGAUUUAUAACCUUGAUUCUACUAUUUCAAAUGAUGAACUUCGCCAUGUUUUUGGCGUGUAUGGUGAGGUUAAGGAGAUUCGUGAAACUCCACAAGGAAGUCGUCAUAAGUCCAUAGAAUUCUAUGAUAUAAGAGCUGCAGAAACUGCUUUGCGUGAAUUAAACAAGAAUGACAUGGCAGGGAAACAGAUGAAGCUUGAACCCGGACAUCCUGGUGCAUCUAAACGUCCAUUUCCAGAGCUGGAUCUUGAUGAAACCAGUGCCUUGUUGCAAAUGUGUAGCCCACCUACUGAUUUCACUAGAGACAUUUCUGGAGCAGUUCCAAAUAUCCGUGGUGGCAUGGAACAUGGGAGUCUAUUGAGUGUGGCUGGCAGUCAAUUAUUAGACACGGGCAUCCCAGCUAGCGUAUCAAAAAGUUUUUCGUCCAUAAUUGGGGUGGAAUCAGGUGGUGGCAUGCCAUCCAGUUUGCAUAACCAACUGAAAUAUGAUUUCAGGAGCUCGCCAAAUUACCACCCUCAUUCACUUCCAGAUGGCUUAACCAACAGCAGCACCAUGGCUGCUGGUAGAAUGUCUGAAAGGGUGGGAAAUAUGCAGUUCAACAGACGCUCACUUGAACUUAGUAAUGACAAUGUGUUUGGUCCCUCUAGUUGCUCCCCUGCUGGCAAUCAUCAUUAUAUGUGGAAUCAUCCUUCUCAUCAGCCUCAGCCUCAGCCUCAUAACAUGAUGUGGCCACCCAAUUCACCAUCACUGAUGAAUGGAGUGGGGGGAAAUGCUGCUCCUAGAGCACCGUCUCAUAUGGCAAACACUUUUCUGCACAUUAACAACCACCAUGUGGGGUCUGCACCAUCUGUGAAUCCUUCUAUCUGGGAUAGACGACACUCUUAUGCAGCAGGGGAAUCCCCUGCUGACACAGCAUCAGUUUUCCAUCCAGGUUCUCUCGGGAAUAUGAGGGGGGUCCCUCUGGAUUUCGUUUCUCAUAAUAUGUUUCCUCCUCGUAUGGGUGGAAACUCAAUGGAGUUACCGAUUCCAUCAAAAAGUAUUGGGCUGGUUUCCCAUCAUCAGAAUAGUGUAAUGUUUCCUAGUAGAGGAGGGCAACUGAUUCCUAUGAUGACUUCAUUUGAUUCUCCAAGUGACCGCACUAGAAACAACCGUAGAAAUGAGGGUAGCUCAAAUCAAGCUGACAACAAGAAACAAUUUGAACUUGAUCUGGACCGUAUCAUGCGAGGCGAUGACAGAAGAACUACUCUAAUGAUCAAGAACAUCCCUAACAAGUACACUUCUAAGAUGCUGUUGGCUGCAAUUGAUGAACGUCAUCGUGGAACAUAUGAUUUUAUCUACUUACCCAUAGAUUUCAAGAACAAAUGCAACGUGGGUUACGCGUUCAUCAACAUGACUGAGCCUUCUCUUAUUAUUCCAUUCUAUCAGGCAUUUAACGGGAAGAAGUGGGAGAAGUUCAACAGUGAAAAAGUAGCAUCCAUUGCAUAUGCUCGCAUACAGGGAAAAGCUGCACUGAUUGCCCACUUUCAGAAUUCAAGUUUGAUGAAUGAAGAUAAGCGUUGUCGUCCCAUCCUUUUCCACACCGACGGUCCAAAUGCAGGUGAUCAGGUACCUUUUCCUAUGGGUGUUAAUGUUCGAUCAAGAGUGAACAAAAACCGGACCAACACAAAUGAGGAAGGCUCGCAAGAUGCGGCGAAUGGUGAGGCAUCUUCAAACGGUGGGGACUCAUCAUCAGGUUCCACAAAGGAUUUUGAAUGAGGGCCCCACCCCCACCCCACUCCUUUUUGUUCGUGCUAACCUUACCACCGUUCUAGAUACCAGGUAAUCCCACCUCAAAUUUUCUAAUGUACAUUGAGGGAUGGGUGAGGUUAAAACAAAAAAAUGACUUUUAAGACUUUGUGUACGUACUACUAUGUGCUCCUGAGGAGGAAUGCUUCUAGUGGACAUGGGGAAGUUUCAAAACAACGUGGAGCUUCUAAAUUUUGAUGAAUUAAGAGGAUACUACUACUGAUUUAAAUAGCAGUUGUUGUUGUUGAUGUGCUUGUGAUUUCUGCUGCCUGCUUUUUCUCCAUUUUGUAUGUGGAAAUCCUUUUCCUUUAGUUUUUGAACAAUUUGUAGUAGCGUGCUUGAUUUUCUUUGCUCUUUAGAAGAUGAAGAGAUACAUACGAUCAUGUAAUCAAUGUAGGUUUUCAUUCAUAUCACAUGCAUUACGUUCUGACAA
This is a messenger RNA of Helianthus annuus (common sunflower), 3972 nucleotides long. RefSeq names its product protein MEI2-like 4. NCBI's taxonomy places the organism in Eukaryota, Viridiplantae, Streptophyta, Magnoliopsida, Asterales, Asteraceae. The transcript is spliced from 14 exons. The record is from RefSeq and is a predicted model, not a curated record. Gene Ontology annotation, molecular function: RNA binding. The coding region runs from base 732 to 3509 and encodes 925 amino acids.